ACAGAGUGUACUUUCAAUCUCAUCAUAACAAUGACAUUGACACCAUUCUUUGCCUAAAUAAUAUUUACCUGUUUUUACAUAAGUCAAUGUGUUUUUAAUUUAGAAAAAUAUAUUUUAUUCCAUGAAAACUUGGUAAUAACUUAUACAGUAUGCCACUGGAUUGCAUAAAAAGAACUAGUGGUGGAAAAGGAAACUUUGGUAAGUUCAUUGAGAGGGACCCUAAAAUAUGCGCAGCGGGUAUACCCUCACAGAAACCAAAUGAAUCUGUAGCAGAUAAUUUCAACCAGUAUCUGUUAAAGGAUGAAGUAGAUGCUCUUCUCGGUGAUGCCAUCAUUCCCCCACCGAAACCUCGCCCUCUUGCUCCGCUAAGAAAGCCUAUUCCACUAGACAGUCGCUUUGCGGGCCCUUGUAACCAAGUAGCAGAACUCAUAAAUCCUCCAUCGAAAACUAAAUACAAAACCAUUACUGAAGAUCUUAGAGAAACACAUUAUGCUUCUUAUUGGAAAAAGGGUCUCGGUCAAGUACCCGAUCCAACGCCGAUGCUUCCAACUGGCUUUGAUAGAAAGGGUACAACUUUUGGGAAAAAGUUAGUACGUGAAAUAACCUUAUAUGAUUUGGUAAUGCCCAAAAAUCCCAUAGAUCAAACACUUCCAUCGCGAGCUCCCGGUGUACAGACUUGCCGGAAUUACUGUAAACCUGCUUUCAACCCUGAUUUGACUUUUGGCGAAAGAUUGUAUGCCAACCCGUCAGGCGUUCUAAUGAAAUGUGCGCUGACUGACGAUAGAGUAAAACUCGGUACUGAUAAACGUACUAUUACUAACUUUAUUAAGACUGACGUGGAUAUGGCUUAUCAAACUACACUUGGAAAUUCAUCGGCACCGUUUAAUAAUAUAGAUUGCGUCCCAGAAGGAUUUUCUUUUGGCAUGUUAAAGCGUCCAGAAAAUCUUCCAGAAUGUCUUACCACUUUGCCAAUUGACCCACAGAAAGAUAACGUAAGAAAAUGUUUAGCUCAUUUGAACUGUUUGCGUAAAAUUAUGGCAAAAAAAUUUUUACCAACAUAUUUCAGACAAUUCUAUUUAGCACUUAAAUAUUACGAUAAAGAAAGAACAGGAUGGUUACCAAAGAACAUCAUAUACGAUUAUUGCGGUGCACAAAACAUUAGAUUUGACCCGGCAUUAAUAGAACCUUUAUUAGCAUUGUGGAAUGCAUUUGACGGAAAAAAUUGCAUAGAUUAUAAAACAUUUGUUCAAAUUUUAAAUUAUAAAGCUGUUCUGCCUAAUUUACCUAAAAUAUCAGAAUUUCCCCCAGAAUGUUUGGAUUUUCGCACAACAUAUGGUGAAAUGGUAAAACCAGGCCAGGAAAAAGAUUGCACACUAAUGGCUGGUUUACCUUCGGGUAGAUACAUCGAUUUGAAUUAUCCAAUUACACCUGAAGGAUUUUGUGGUGCUCACAGAAUUUGCCUUUGCCAGGAAUCUGAUAUAAAGUCUGCCCUAUCACCAAGCAUACUAACUCUUAUGUUCGUAAGUCACCGAGAUAUGUUCGCUAAGCGAGAACCACAUGUAGUUAAAAGAGUAUUUGAAGCUACAGGGGAAAAAAUAACAGAUGAAAGAUUUAAUGCUAUUUGGGAAGAAGCCAAGAAGUAUCACUCACAAGGAUGGGUUUGUUACGAAACGUUUCGUAAGGCAAUGGAAAAGUAUCCUGCGGAAGAUUUUGAUACAAAGAAAGAAACAAUUUAAAAUAACUUUAAGUCCCUAAAUUACUUUCAUAUUUUAAUAACUACAAUUCUUUUAAUAGAUGUACCUUGCUUUAACACGGCCGCAUAUCCUUUACCUUUAACUCAAGAUUCAGGUUAUUCUACGUUUAAAACACCUGAUUCGUCGAUGAUGCAGGGUACUAUUUAAUUUUAAUAAAAUUAUCUGUAGUGACAGAAAGUGUAGUGUAUUAUACAUCUUAAGAGUAGAGUCAUCAUUUGCUCGUACUAUUUAUUACGUUACGUAGUCAGAGCGGCAAUCUAUUGUUGGUUGUUUAUAAUUCUAUUAUAGAAUCCUAAUA
Molecule: messenger RNA, 2052 nt
Organism: Hyposmocoma kahamanoa
Lineage: Eukaryota; Metazoa; Arthropoda; Insecta; Lepidoptera; Cosmopterigidae
Product: EF-hand domain-containing family member B-like
Exons: 1
Coding region: 150-1736 (528 amino acids)
Source: RefSeq, a predicted model, not a curated record